AAUUUGAUAAAGGCUGUAAUUCUUUGUUAUAUUACCACCCGGGUGAUCUUUUUAUACUAGCCAACGGGUCACCCGACAGGUCACCCGUCGGACGGGUCAAAUCACUAGCCCGAAUUGACCCAAAGCCUGGCUCGACCCGCAAGUUUCCGGGCUUAGCCUGGCCCGACCCGCACCCUAAACAUCACUAUGCUUGUUUGUGCAAAUGCUUAUUGGGCCUAAACUUCGCGGCUGUAAUAGCAGUGCAAGGACCUCAUGUUAUAAUUAGGCUCUGCGGCUACAGUAGUAGUGCAAAGACCUCAUUAUGUUCAGUACAAGGACCUCAUGUUGUAGUUAGGCUUCGCGGCUACAGUAGUAGCUCCGCGGCUGCAAUAGCAGUGCAAGGACCUAUAGAUGCAAUAGAUUAUAAGGCGGAUAGUUAUCUUCGGUUGAUAAUAUUUCCUUGGAGUCUAGAUAUUCUACGAUGUUUGAUAUAG
Molecule: messenger RNA, 473 nt
Organism: Ambispora leptoticha
Lineage: Eukaryota; Fungi; Glomeromycota; Glomeromycetes; Archaeosporales; Ambisporaceae
Source: the annotation of a GenBank genome assembly